Hyposmocoma kahamanoa is the source of this 456-nucleotide messenger RNA. It is a transcript of the gene mRpL34, whose product is annotated as 39S ribosomal protein L34, mitochondrial. Bases 72 to 344 code for a protein of 90 amino acids. NCBI's taxonomy places the organism in Eukaryota, Metazoa, Arthropoda, Insecta, Lepidoptera, Cosmopterigidae. Gene Ontology annotation, molecular function: structural constituent of ribosome. The transcript is spliced from 2 exons. Gene Ontology annotation, cellular component: ribosome; mitochondrial large ribosomal subunit. The record is from RefSeq and is a predicted model, not a curated record. Gene Ontology annotation, biological process: translation.
CUGAACUUCAAAUAAUUAUUCGGGUUACGGAGAGAUUUGAUUGAAAACAUAUACUUUUAAUCUGUCGAAACAUGUCAGCUUUAAUAUCCGUCGUAUUGCAGCCGUUAAAGCGUUUAGGGCAAAGUUUGCCUACUGUUGCAUCAACGGUAUCAAUGAAUAAUUUAGUAAAACCAGAAAGCUUUUUGAUGUCAGCUAUUAGAACGAAAGUACGUUGUUAUUUCCCGCGACCAAGUGAAGUAAAGAGAGUGCGCCGCCAUGGCUGGGAGUACAGAAUGUCGACACCCAACGGUCGGAAGAUCAUAAUGCGUAGAAUCCUCAAAGGAAGACACGUGCUGUCACACUAGAACAUGGUUAAAUAAUCAAUUUUAUUGAUAAAUGGAAAUAGUAGUUUUCUUCAAAUAAAAAUAUUUUUUUAUAUACUGAAUAACUUUAUUUACUGGAUUUAUUUGAGUUUCC